GAGAUACACACAGAUACAGAGCGAUAGAUAUAAAGGCAGCCAGCCAGCUCAGUACCUCUCUCACAGCGACACUGGUCAGGAACUGGCAGGAGUUCCAGCAGAAACAAAGAACCAUGAAGGGCUUUACCGCUGUCCUCACCGUGCUCCUGAUCGUGGGAUCCCUGGUAGAUUCCCUGAAACAGGUCCCUGACAAGAGCCAAUGGGAAGAUGCCGUUGAGAAAUUCUGGACGUUUAGCCAUGAUCUCGCUCAGUCCACCCAUGGGCUGCUCCAGCAACUGCAAAUCGCCGAGGUGGACAAGCAACUCUCUGCCAUGAUCUCCGACUGCAUGUCUGAGCUUGAGAGCUCUGGGGCGGGUCUUCAGGCUGAAUUGGGACCCUACGCCGAGCAGUUGGGCUCCGACUUGCAGGAGGCGAAGGAUCGUCUGCACCGUGACCUGGAGGAGAUGCGCUCCAACAUGGUGGUCUACAUGGACGAGGUCAAACUGGUCACCAAACAGCACCUGACGGAGUGGCGCCAAACUGUCGGCUUGUAUCUCCGCAAGUACCGCAAGAGGCUCAACCGUGACCAGGCCGCGAUCCGCGCCAAGUUCCAGGAAUUGUGA
Messenger RNA from Hemiscyllium ocellatum (epaulette shark), 602 nucleotides. Its product is annotated as apolipoprotein E-like. The transcript has 5 exons. Lineage: Eukaryota; Metazoa; Chordata; Chondrichthyes; Orectolobiformes; Hemiscylliidae. The coding region runs from base 114 to 602 and encodes 162 amino acids. The record is from RefSeq and is a predicted model, not a curated record.